GAUGGAGAAUCGUUCGGAUGACAGCGGGAACAGUUGUAAUCACUGGCGGAAUCCUAGCAACUGUGAUCUUACUCUGCAUCAUUGCUGUCCUGUGCUACUGUCGGCUCCAGUACUACUGCUGUAAGAAAGAUGACUCUGACGAUGAGGAAGAGGAAGAAGGACAUGAUCUCUCUGCUCCAUCAAGAUUUUCCACCUGCAAUUCCUGCAACAGCCAAGUCCUGGAUGGACAAGGUGACCUGGCACUCCCCAGUGAGCCCCCUGACCAGCAUCGAGGUGCUCAGAGCCACUGUCCCAGUUGUGCCCCCUACAGCUCCCCCUUUUACAUACGGACAGCUGACAUGGUCCCCAAUGGUGGGGAGAGGCUCACCUAUACUCCUACCUGCUACAAGGAGUUGGGGCCCCCACCCCUCAAAAUGUCAUCACUCCAGAGUUUCCCGGUGACCCGGGCAGGCCUUGGACGGGAGGCCUUUACCAAUCCAAGGGCUAUUAGUACAGAAGUAUAACCCUACCCACCCACCACCCCCUGCUCCCUCAUUUGGAGCAGAGCAGGGCAGUGAAAAGCCCCUGCCCCAUGGAUGGUCUGUUUUCAUAGGUUUUCUUGCUACAAAAUCUAAGGUUCUCUGGGAUGUGCUAAUGGGUAAUCAGGUAACAUAUGUGAUAACGACACUCGCUCAUCUGACUACUGAGAGGAUGUUGCAGCAGGAAGGGAGAGGGGGGAAGGUAGACCGCUUCAUCUGAUGAGGAACAUUUGCAGCUCACUACAACUUUAACUACACUGUAUCAACAAGUGGGGCUUCUUCCCCAGGGCUAUGUGCCAAACAAAUACCCCAUGGCUAUCCCCCCUCUCACUAAGACUGCAGAAUCCAGAGUAAGAGCAUUCCAGGGGUAAGCUGUGGCAAGACCCCGGAGCCCUCAACCAAGUCUUUGUUAGAAGAACUGAGCAAACUCAGAAAAUGGGGGUUAAAGGAAUUCUGAGACCUUGGAUCUGGCAGAGGGCGAGGAGGGGAUGACACACUUUCUGGCAGAAACAAAGAUAAAUAUUAUGUAUAGUUUGAUCAUUUUAUAAUCCUGAUAUUGUAAUAGUUAUGAUGAUUGAGUUCUUCUAGCAUUUAGAGUUGACUAGGAAGCCCUGUGACUAAUUCCUUUAUAUCAACCACAUGAUGUCACACACAAAUAAACUAUCCCUACUCUUCCCCAGAGGCAACAGGGCAAAUGAUGCCAUUGACCUCAUUGUGGGGGAGAAACUUUCAGAGAGGAUUGGAUCGUGCUGAUUUUUAAUAAUAAAAAUAAAACAAACCCUGCCUUGAUUUGGAGAUUUAGUGAUGGCAGGCUUUUAUUAAAAGGCUGAAGCAUGUCCUAGAACAUACAGGAUUUUUUUUUCUUUUUGGUUGCUGCACAGAGAAGCCUUAGAGACUUGCUACCCCUUGUGGUGAAUCAACAUACCUUUCUACCUUGUUUUUAUAUGUGUAUCUCUUUUGUCUCGGUGCCUACCUGCCACCUUCCUGGGUCUGUUUCUACCUGUCAGGAUGUGUGUCUGUCUGCCUUUUUCUGUAUAUGCUCAUAUUAAUCUCCCUGUCUGCCAGUUUUCUCUCUCUUGCUCUCUGCCUGUAUGUGUGUGUGUAGCUA
Molecule: messenger RNA, 1626 nt
Organism: Sarcophilus harrisii (Tasmanian devil)
Lineage: Eukaryota; Metazoa; Chordata; Mammalia; Dasyuromorphia; Dasyuridae
Gene: FAM163A
Product: family with sequence similarity 163 member A
Exons: 2
Coding region: 18-503 (161 amino acids)
Source: RefSeq, a predicted model, not a curated record